This is a messenger RNA of Nomascus leucogenys (northern white-cheeked gibbon), 2705 nucleotides long. RefSeq names its product cyclin D2 (gene CCND2). NCBI's taxonomy places the organism in Eukaryota, Metazoa, Chordata, Mammalia, Primates, Hylobatidae. Gene Ontology annotation, molecular function: cyclin-dependent protein serine/threonine kinase regulator activity. Gene Ontology annotation, cellular component: cytoplasm; nucleus; cyclin-dependent protein kinase holoenzyme complex. Gene Ontology annotation, biological process: regulation of cyclin-dependent protein serine/threonine kinase activity; positive regulation of G1/S transition of mitotic cell cycle; mitotic cell cycle phase transition. The record is from RefSeq and is a predicted model, not a curated record.
CCAGCUUGCGUCACCGCCUCAGAGCGGAGAAGAGCGAGCAGGGGAGAGCGAGACCAGUUUGAAGGGGAGGACCGGUGCGAGUGAGGCAGCCCCGAGGCUCUGCUCGCCCACCACCCAGUCCUCGCCUCUCUUCUGCUCCACCUUCUCUCUCUGCCCUCACCUCUCCCCCGAAAACCCCCUAUUUAGCCAAAGGAAGGAGGUAAGGGGAACACUUUCCCCUCCCCUUCCAAAAAACAAAACCAGAAAAACACUUUUCCAGACCGGAGAGAGCAGGAGAGAAGAGGGGUCGCCGGGCUCGCCAUGGAGCUGCUGUGCUGCGAGGUGGACCCGGUCCGCAGGGCCGUGCGGGACCGCAACCUGCUCCAAGACGACCGCGUCCUGCAGAACCUGCUCACCAUCGAGGAGCGCUACCUUCCGCAGUGCUCUUACUUCAAGUGCGUGCAGAAAGACAUCCAACCCUACAUGCGCAGAAUGGUGGCCACCUGGAUGCUGGAGGUCUGUGAGGAACAGAAGUGCGAAGAAGAGGUCUUUCCUCUGGCCAUGAAUUACCUGGACCGUUUCUUGGCUGGGGUCCCGACUCCGAAGUCACAUCUGCAACUCCUGGGUGCUGUCUGCAUGUUCCUGGCCUCCAAACUCAAAGAGACCAGCCCUCUGACUGCGGAGAAGCUGUGCAUUUACACAGACAACUCCAUCAAGCCUCAGGAGCUGCUGGAGUGGGAACUGGUGGUGCUGGGGAAGUUGAAGUGGAACCUGGCAGCUGUCACUCCUCAUGACUUCAUUGAGCACAUCUUGCGCAAGCUGCCCCAGCAGCGGGAGAAGCUGUCUCUGAUCCGCAAGCAUGCCCAGACCUUCAUUGCUCUGUGUGCCACCGACUUUAAGUUUGCCAUGUACCCACCAUCGAUGAUCGCAACUGGAAGUGUGGGAGCAGCCAUCUGUGGGCUCCAGCAGGACGAGGAAGUGAGCUCGCUCACUUGUGAUGCCCUGACUGAGCUGCUGGCUAAGAUCACCAACACAGACGUGGAUUGUCUCAAAGCUUGCCAGGAGCAGAUUGAGGCGGUGCUCCUCAAUAGCCUGCAGCAGUACCGUCAGGACCAGCGUGACGGAUCCAAGUCGGAGGAUGAACUGGACCAAGCCAGCACCCCUACAGACGUGCGGGAUAUCGACCUGUGAGGAUGCCAGUUGGGCCGAAAGAGAGAGAUGCAUCCAUAAUCUGCUCUCUCCUUCUUUCUGGUUAUGUUUUUGUUCUUUGUGUUUUAGGGUGAAACUUAAAAAAAAAAAUUCUGCCCCCACCUAGAUCAUAUUUAAAGAUCUUUUAGAAGUGAGAGAAAAGGUCCUACGAAAACGGAAUAAUAAAAAGCAUUUGGUGCCUAUUUGAAGUACAGCAUAAGGGAAUCCCUUGUAUAUGCGAACAGUUAUUGUUUGAUUAUGUAAAAGUAAUAGUAAAAUGCUUACAGGAAAACCUGCAGAGUAGUUAGAGAAUAUGUAUGCCUGCAAUAUGGGAACAAAUUAGAGGAGACUUUUUUUUUCAUGUUAUGAGCUAGCACAUACACCCCCUUGUAGUAUAAUUUCAAGGAACUGUGUACGCCAUUUAUGGCAUGAUUAGAUUGCAAAGCAAUGAACUCAAGAAGGAAUUGAAAUAAGGAGGGACGUGAUGGGGAAGGAGUACAAAACAAUCUCUCAACAUGAUUGAACCAUUUGGGAUGGAGAAGCACCUUUGCUCUCAGCCACCUGUUACUAAGUCAGGAGCGUGGUUGGGUCUCUACAUUAACAUCAUUUUGCUGUCUACAGUAGCUGCUACCUAAAAAAAGAUGUUUUAUUUUGCCAGUUGGACACAGGUGAUUGGCUCCUGGGUUUCAUGUUCUGUGACAUCCUGCUUCUUCUUCCAAAUGCAGUUCAUUGCAGACACCACCAUAUUGCUGUCUAAUGGGGAAAUGUAGCUAUGGGCCAUAACCAAAACUCACAUGAAACGGAGGCAGAUGGAGACCAAGGGUGGGAUCCAGAAUGGAAUCUUUUCUGUUACUGUAUUUAAAAGGGUAAUGUGGCCUUGGCAUUUCUUCUUAGAAAACAACUAAUUUUUGGUGCUGAUUGGCAUGUCUGGUUCACAGUUUAGCAUUGUUAUAAACCAUUCCAUUCGAAAAGCACUUUGAAAAAUUGUUCCCGAGCAAUAGAUGGGAUGGUUUAUGCAAGUCAUGCUGAAUACUCCUCCCCUCUUCUCUUUGGCCCCCUCCCUUCCUGCCCCCAGUCUGGGUUACUCUUCGCUUCUGGUAUCUGACAUUCUUUGGUACACAGUUCUGGUGUUCCUACCAGGACUCAAGUGACACCGCUUCCUGCUGACAUUCCCAUCACAACAUUCCUCAGAAAAGCCUGUAAACUAAAAUCUGUUACCGUUCUGAUGGCACAGAAGGAUCUUAAUUCCCAUCUCUAUACUUCUCCUUUGGACAUGGAAAGAAAAGUUAUUGCUGGUGCAAAGAUAGAUGGCUGAAUAUCAGGGUGUGGCAUUUUGUUCCCUUUUCCGUUUUUUUUUAUUGUUGUUGUUAAUUUUAUUGCAAAGUUGUAUUCAGCGUACUUGAAUUUUUCUUCCUCUCCACUUCUUAGAGGCAUUCAGUUAGCAAAGAGGUUGGAGCAACAACUAUUUUUUUUUUUUUUUGCACAAUUGUAAUUGACAGGUAAUGAAGCUAUUUGUUAAAAUAUUUGCCUUUUUAAGU